Molecule: messenger RNA, 651 nt
Organism: Lolium rigidum
Lineage: Eukaryota; Viridiplantae; Streptophyta; Magnoliopsida; Poales; Poaceae
Product: protein RGF1 INDUCIBLE TRANSCRIPTION FACTOR 1-like
Exons: 3
Coding region: 1-651 (216 amino acids)
Source: RefSeq, a predicted model, not a curated record
AUGAAAAGGGAAUUGGUGCCUUCUUGGCUAGAGCUACUGCUCACAACACAAUUCUUUACAAUAUGCAUGAGCCACCUAUCCUCUGCUCGCAAUGAGUGUAACCUAUUUUGCAUAGAUUGCGAGGCGCCAAAAGUUGCCUUUUGCUACUAUUGCCGUCAGCGUCAUCAUUCUACUCACCGUGUCAUCCAGGUACGUCGAUCAUCGUACCAUGAUGUGGUCAGAGUUGCUGAGUUACAUGACAUCCUUGAUAUCAGUGAUGUGCAAACCUAUGUGAUCAAUAGUGCAACAGUUGUUUUUCUUAAUGAGCGCCCACAACAACAACGUGUUUGUGGUGUUUCCAUGGUCAAGGCGUCGUCUUCAUCAUAUAGUUGCGAGAGUUGCAAUCGUGCUCUUCUUGAUGCAUUCCGCUUCUGCUCUCUUGGUUGCAACCUAAAAGGAAUUAAGGAGGAUAUGGAGACAACUGUUGUGAUGAGAAACAAAACUGACUGUGCCAGCAAUGAUGAUGAUAUGGACUUAAGUACUGGAUCAACUGCAAACACCGAAAACAACAGAGAGAGUUAUAGUGAUGCCGAAUAUUAUGAAAAAUCACCACCAACAAAGACUACUCGUCAUAGGCGAAAGGGGAUUCCUCGGCGUGCACCAUUUUUUUGA